Molecule: messenger RNA, 1428 nt
Organism: Drechmeria coniospora
Lineage: Eukaryota; Fungi; Ascomycota; Sordariomycetes; Hypocreales; Ophiocordycipitaceae
Exons: 4
Coding region: 1-1428 (475 amino acids)
Cellular component (GO): fungal-type cell wall
Source: RefSeq, a predicted model, not a curated record
AUGAAAUACAGCGACGCCUUGUUGCUCGCCUCGGCCGGCUCGGCCGCGGGCCUGGUGAAACAGUGCUCCUCCGGUAAACCUGUCGAAGAAAACAACAACUAUUUCUGUGGCGAAGUCAAACAUCUUCGGUACGAGGGUAUCAUGGGUGACGGCAGCUAUAAAUCCGUCACCGGCAUGACCGAUUCAGGGGGCUGCCCAACCGAGAGCAAGUCGUUCCAUGGCCCCUUGGCGCCAUUGGAUGAAGGGCUUUCCAUUCACAUCCGGGGUCCAUUUCACCUCAAGCAAGCUGCCGUAUACAACCCGUACAGCCCUCCUUCGUUGAACAAGCGCAGCCCUGAUGGGUCCCAUCGCGUCCACCGUCGACAUGACCACCGGCAUAUGCACCAGAAGAAAGAAUUGAUAUACGCCAUCAUUGACGGCAAGAACGUCUCUUGGGAAAACCCUGAUACACAAGGCGACGCUGGCAACGCCCCAGCUGGGGCUGCUCCUGCGGAUGCUGCUGGGGCUGGGGCUGGGGCUGCUCCUGUCAAUGCGGCUGCGGCUGAUCCUGCCAAUGCGGCUGCGGCUGCUCCUGCCAAUGCGGCUGCGGCUGCUCCUGCCAAUGCUGCUGCGGUUCCCGGCGUUGCCCAACCCGCUGCUGGCAGCCCUCCUGAUGUCUCCCCCCCCCAAUCCAGUGCCAUCCCCAAAUCCAAUGCUAGCUCAGCAUCCUCCGGUAGUGACUGGGACCGCAUCGCCUAUUUCAACGCUGAGACCAAGGAACGUGAUAACAUGGUUUUCAUGGCCAACCUAGGAGGUCAAGGCUCUGGCGUGUUCGAUUAUAAAUGGGGAAACUCUCUUGCCUAUGUCAACAGCAACUGCAAUGCUGGAAGCAGCACGCCCGAGACUCUCCAGGAUGUUACCAUCCCAUCCAACAAGGAGUUUGCCAUCUUCAGCGCUGAGCCUUGUGACGAAACUUGCGGCUACUCCAGGGCCCCGGAUAUCGCCUAUAAGGGCUUUGGCGGUGCCGACAAGGUUUUCCUCUUCGAGUUCAUGAUGCCCAUGGACGGCACCAAGGGCUUCAACGCCGACAUGCCCGCCCUCUGGACCCUCAAUAGCCGCAUUCCUCGCACUGCCCAGUAUCACGGCUGCAGUUGCUGGCAGAGUGGAUGCGGCGAGUUUGAUAUCUACGAGGUGCUCGCCACCGGUGACCACAAAUGCAAAAGCACCCUUCAUCUUACCCAGGGCGGCGGCAGUUCCGACUGGUUCAUGCGCCCUACGACGACCUUCAUUAAGAUUGCCGUCGUGUUCGACAAAAACACGGCUGCUAUCGCGAUCCAUAUCCUUCCCGACGACACCAACUUCUCCGAAGGCCUCGACGAUGCCACGGUCAAGAGCUGGCUGAACGGUCCCGCAAGCGGAAUAGACAGCAGCCUGUUCCAAAUCGGCUAA